Purpureocillium lilacinum is the source of this 1605-nucleotide messenger RNA. RefSeq names its product tannase and feruloyl esterase. The record is from RefSeq and is a predicted model, not a curated record. NCBI's taxonomy places the organism in Eukaryota, Fungi, Ascomycota, Sordariomycetes, Hypocreales, Ophiocordycipitaceae.
AUGGCUCUUAAGUCCAGCUUCUGCGUGGCCCUCGCCGCGAGUUACUUCUCCCUUCCGGUGACUGCAUCGCAGUCUCCGUCAGCCAGCUUCGAGAGCAGGUGCUCUGAUCUCAAACAUGCGCCUCAGCCCUCAAACAUCACCCCGUUGUACUCCGAGUAUAUCCCCGCCGGGACCAACUUGGUUGUACCAGGUCUUGAUCCGUCAUGCUUCAACUCGACCACAAUCCUCGCCGACAUUUGCCGCCUCGGCCUGAACGUGACCACGUCCGACCGAUCCGACUUCAUCAUGGAAGUCUGGCUCCCCAGAAACUGGACACGCCGGUUCCUCUCCACCGGCAACGGUGGCAUCAAUGGCUGCAUCGGCUACGACGACAUGACUUAUGCCACACAACUGGGCUUUGCCGCGACCGGCUCGAACAAUGGGCAUAGCGGACAGAACGGCACUCGCUUCUUGAACAACCUCGAAGUCGUGAUUGACUAUUCCUACCGCUCCCUGACAAUGUCUGCCGCCAUCGGCAAGCAGGUCACCGACAAGUUUUACGGAAAGGCACAUCAAAAGUCGUACUACCUUGGCUGUUCCACUGGCGGCCGGCAAGGAUUCAAGAUGGCGCAGGAAUUUCCUGACAUUUUCGACGGAAUAGUCGCCGGCGCCCCUGCAUUCAACUUCCAGGGUUUACUGUCGUGGUCCGGCCUCUUCCACACCAUCAUUAAAGAGGUUGGCCCGGAUGGAGUUCCUCCACAGAGCUCGUGGGCCGCCAUUGAUGCAGAGAUCCUGGCCCAGUGCGACCACCUCGACGGAGCGAUCGAUGGCAUAUUGGAGGACCCUUCUCUCUGCAACUUUAGACCCGAGGCGCUAAUUUGCCGCUCUGGGGCCAAGUCAUCGACUUGUCUAACCGGCAAGCAAGCGGACACCGUUCGACGCUUCUUGUCGCCCGUCAACGGCGUCAACGGCACAUUUGUCUAUCCGCGCGCCGAGCCUUUCAGCGGUAUAGUGGGCUUUGUCCUGUCAAUUUACGCCCCCGAGCAGUUCCAAUACACGGACCACUGGUUCAAGUACGCCGUCUACAACGACUCCAACCUGAACACCGAGAACCUGGGGCCUGAGCAGUGGGAUUACGCCUUCAAGCACGAUCCCGCAAACGUGAGGACAUACUCGGGCGACCUCACCAAGCUGCGCAAGCGCGGCGCAAAGCUGCUGCACUACCACGGCCUGGAGGACCCCCUGAUCAGCUCCGCGAGCUCCACGUACUACUACAACCUCGCGUCCCGGACAAUGAGCCUCGCCAGCGCAGACUUGGACAAGUUUUACCGCUACUUUCGCAUCAGCGGCAUGAGCCACUGCCUCGGCGGCACGGGCGCCAGCGCCAUCGGGAAUCGCGGUGACAACAUGGCGAGCCGUGAUCCCAAGGCCAAUGUCUUGACUGCCAUGAUCCGCUGGGUAGAGGAAGGCGUUGCGCCGGAGUUCGUGACUGGUGCUAAGUUUAAGGAUCCAAAGACACCUGGCGAAGUGGAAUACACGAGAAGGCACUGCAAAUAUCCGCUGAGGAACGUGCUCAAGGCUGGCGGCAAGUACACCAAUGUGGACGACUGGCAGUGCGUUCUGUAA